This is a messenger RNA of Oryctolagus cuniculus (rabbit), 2817 nucleotides long. RefSeq names its product potassium voltage-gated channel interacting protein 4 (gene KCNIP4). The record is from RefSeq and is a predicted model, not a curated record. Gene Ontology annotation, cellular component: voltage-gated potassium channel complex. Lineage: Eukaryota; Metazoa; Chordata; Mammalia; Lagomorpha; Leporidae. Gene Ontology annotation, biological process: regulation of potassium ion transmembrane transport. Gene Ontology annotation, molecular function: calcium ion binding; potassium channel regulator activity.
CAGUGCAUGGAGGCAGCUCGGGGGCUCCCUCUUGACCGUCUCCGAAUCAUUUUGCUCCCACACUUUUCUCCCUGGAAAAGCUGCCCAAGGGUUCUCCCUGGGGCUUUCUGAAAGGGACUGCAGGCGUCAGCCGGUAGCACUGAUUUUUUUUUCUUCUCUAGCAUCUAGAGAGGGGGCUGAGCUGUCUCCCGGAGGAGGCUCUGGGAGGAGAGGAGAGAGCAGCUGCUGUGGCAAAAAGGGGACAUGCACAGGCUUCCCAGGCAGCAAAACUAGCGCACAGCCCUGCCCAGCCUGGCGUCCUCAGCGCGUGGAGCGCGCUGCACGCUCGAGGCAAGUUUGCUGGGAGUGUCCCUGGUCUCCACCGACCCUGCAAAUUCUCCAGUUUGCCAACUGAUGCUUCCCUCGCAGCUCUGAAGUCAAAGUAUCCGCCGUCGCAGCACAGAGCCGAGAGGCUGGCUGGCGGUGCACUGUGGUCUGGGGGGAGCCCAGCCAGGCAAAUGCCAGGAUCAGCAUGAGAGGCUGGACCUUGGCCCAGGUCUGUCCUCACUCCGGGGGGCCGCCGGCUUCGCACCGCGAGUCUGCGAGGAGGAGCCGCUCACUUUUCCCCCUUGCAAGUCUUUGUUGCAAGCCAGACGUUGCUGGAGUCUCUAAUUAACUCCCUCCGCUCCGAAGGGGUCCGGAGGCUGGGAUGCUCUGCCUGCUUAGACGAUGUUGACUCUCGAGUGGGAGUCCGAAGGACUGCAAACAGUGGGUAUUGUUGUGAUUAUAUGUGCGUCUCUGAAGCUGCUUCAUUUGCUGGGACUGAUUGAUUUUUCAGAAGACAGCGUGGAAGAUGAGCUGGAGAUGGCCACCGUCAGACAUCGACCCGAGGCCCUUGAGCUUCUGGAAGCCCAGAGCAAAUUUACUAAGAAAGAGCUUCAGAUUCUUUACAGAGGAUUUAAGAAUGAAUGCCCCAGUGGUGUUGUUAAUGAAGAAACCUUCAAAGAGAUUUACUCACAGUUCUUUCCACAGGGAGACUCUACAACAUAUGCACAUUUUCUGUUCAAUGCAUUUGAUACAGACCACAAUGGAGCUGUGAGUUUUGAGGAUUUCAUCAAAGGUCUUUCCAUUUUGCUCCGGGGGACAGUUCAAGAAAAACUCAACUGGGCAUUUAAUUUGUAUGACAUAAAUAAAGAUGGCUACAUCACUAAAGAAGAAAUGCUUGAUAUAAUGAAAGCAAUAUAUGAUAUGAUGGGCAAAUGCACAUAUCCUGUCCUCAAAGAAGAUGCCCCCAGACAACACGUCGAGACAUUUUUCCAGAAAAUGGACAAAAAUAAAGACGGGGUUGUUACCAUUGAUGAGUUCAUUGAAAGUUGCCAAAAAGAUGAAAACAUAAUGCGCUCCAUGCAACUCUUUGAAAAUGUGAUUUAACUUUCAAAUAGAUCCUCAACUGAACAGACAAAUGUGAACUAUCUCACCACACAAAGCUGGAGCUAACCACUUUUAGCAUAGAUUGCUCAGCUUUUACACUGAGGCAUAUUAUGCAAACAAGCUUUGUUUUACUAUAAAGCAGUUCCCAAAAGAUUUAAGUUUUCCAGUUAUAAAUUUGCAUCCUUUUCAUAAUGUCACUGAGUUCAUGGGAUGUUCUAACUCAUUUCUUACUCCGUGAAUAUUCAAAAGUAAUAGAAUCUGGCAUAUAGUUUUAUUUAUUCUUUAGCCAUGGGAUUAUUGAGGCUUUCACAUAUCAGUGAUUUUAACAUACUAGUGUUUUUUGCUACUCACUUGUAUGUAUUCAGUCCUAGGAUUUUAAAUGGUUUUCUAAAAUAGACAUCUGCAUUUAAUUUCCAAAAUUAUAUUUAUUUUCAUGUUUGUAUGCUGUAAUCCCACGUAUAUAUGUUAGGUCAAGAAAACUAUAAAAACUAAACACAUAGUCCCAAUUUCUAUGGAUUUGCUGCUUUCUGUUAAAGACAUUAUCUGGCAUUUUUUAUAACAUUUAACAAAUUAGUUUAUUACCAGAUGUCAGCAUAUGCCUAACAAAAUUUAUUUUAAUAAGCAUUUAAUUUUCCAUAAUACACAUUACAGCCAAGGCCUACGUAAUGUAUAUAAUUUCAGAUCUGUUUAGUCUUAUGGGAUGUUUUCUAUUGUGUCAUUACGUGGAAGUUCAAGGAGGUGUGAAACAAUGUAAGGAUGUUUACAGACAUAUGCAAAGGGUCAGGAUAUCUGUCCUCCAGUACAUGGUAAUUAAUGUUUAAUAACAAGGGGUCCUUAACAUCACUAAGUCCAAAUCCAUCCCCUUUUCCCCCAACCUUCUCAUAGCAAGUUCACAUUGCAGCCAUUUAGGGACAUAACUACAAGGAACAAAGCAAAAAUCACUCUGAAUGCACCAGUGAUUCCAUUAUACUGAGAGCUACUACCAAGAUUUUGAGAGCUACUACCAAGAUUUAGUAGAAAAUGAAUAUAAGUACUGAAUAACACAUCUGUAUUACAUUAUGAUUUAGCUCAUCAAAAAACUCCUGAAAUUCAGAUUCUUCAUAAUGGUCUUAAGCCAAAACAUUACUAAAGAUACAUACAUUUUCCCUGUUUUGUAGAAAUAUCACAAAGACCAAGAGGCUACAGGAGGAAGAAAUUUGCGACUGUCUUUGCAACAAUUAAAUCAGGUAUCUAUUCUGGUGUAAAGAUAGGAUGUUGAAAGCUGCCCUGCUAUCACCAGUGUAGACAUUAAGAGUAGUACAAUACAUGUACACUGAAAUCUGCCAUCGCGUGUUUGUGAAAACUCAAUGUGCACAUUUUGUAUUUCAAACAGGAAAAAUAAAAGCAAAUAAAAUGUUUAUAACUCUC